Molecule: messenger RNA, 1407 nt
Organism: Trichoderma virens Gv29-8
Lineage: Eukaryota; Fungi; Ascomycota; Sordariomycetes; Hypocreales; Hypocreaceae
Exons: 2
Coding region: 1-1407 (468 amino acids)
Biological process (GO): positive regulation of transcription by RNA polymerase II
Cellular component (GO): nucleus
Molecular function (GO): transcription cis-regulatory region binding; zinc ion binding; DNA-binding transcription factor activity, RNA polymerase II-specific
Source: RefSeq, a predicted model, not a curated record
AUGGCUUCAACUUCCAACACCAAGGAUGGGGUUCUUCAGCAGCGCAGCAAGCCAGUCGGAAAGCCGCGUGGCAUGCGCCGGGAUCGGGACUGUCGCAGCUGCAAGCUAAGAGACGUCAAGUGCGAUCUGAACAGACCUUCGUGUGGAGAAUGCAUCGCUGCCGGUGUGCCGUGUGGCGGCUAUCCGCAGCGAGUCAUCUGGGUCGGAGCCAGCUCGUCGGCAAAGGAUGGCUCGUCCACGUCCCCGUCCAGCACGCGCCCUCGCCAGGCCAGAUCGCAGUCGACGCUGUCUCGAUCCAGCGACUCGGGUCACACCCCGGAUCGCCCGGCGGAUUCCUCGCUGUCGCCGCCUGACCGCCCGGCGUUGAGCCCCGGCGACGAGCCCAUCAACUGGUCCGAGGCCGACCAGAACAGCUUCAUCCGGCCGCUGGUAUCGCUGUGCCAGCAAAUCAUCUCGCUGGACGGCGAUGCGUUGCGGAGCAACCACUAUCUGUCCGUCGAAGCCCUGCGCCUUAUCUCGCGGCUGCGCGACUUUGUCCAGUCCCGUAUCGAUGGCCAUCCGGCUCGAGCUUCGACUGGCGCCGGAGACUUGUGGGAGUCGGAGGCCAUGGCGCGAUACCGGCUGGACGCCCUCAUCAGCCUCAAGGAUACGCUAAAGGCGACCAACCCUUUUGCUUUUAUCGGCAUCGCGGCCUUUGCAUUCUUUGAGGUGUGCGACAGCGGCUUUGGCGACUGGCAGCGCCAUCUCUACGGUGCCAAGUCGUUGCUAGACUAUCAUUGCAAGAGCCGGGCUGAGUUAGACACGUUAUCGCGAAGCGUCACCGGCCUGAGCGAAAUGGUAGUUCGUCUAGUCUGGUUCGACACCACGGGUAGCAUCAUCCGGGGGACCUCAGACCUUAUCUUCGAGAGCUGGCACCGCGAGCUCCUGACAGAUAGCUUCUUCCGCACGGUUGGUUGUCCAGCCGACACUUUCCAGCUCUUUAUUCGCGUGGCGAGUGGUGAGGUGGCCUCCAAUCCGUCCAACAGCGCGAUUCUCGCCAUGGAGCAGCUUCUUAAGCUUGGACAAGGCUCUACCGACUGGGACCGUUCAGCUGAUGCUUAUCGCUGCGCCGGCGUCAUUGCUGUGCUGACACGCGUUGAUGAGGAGCCCUCAGCAGAGUCUAAGGCAGCUACGAUUUCCCUGGCGGUCGACCGGACGUGUCAGAUCAUUGCAGCAACGUCUUCAUCUUCGCAGUUUUACAUUCACAUGGCCGUUCCGGCGUAUCUGGCCGGUAUCAACGCGAGCUCAGUGAAGCAGUGUGAUGUUAUACGGGCGUACUGGCAUAAUUGCAAUCAUGCAGGCGUUCGACGAUACCCAGAUGGCUUGGCCAGAUGCGAGGACCGGUGGAAGAUGAAACGACUGGUGUAG